Molecule: messenger RNA, 1729 nt
Organism: Owenia fusiformis
Lineage: Eukaryota; Metazoa; Annelida; Polychaeta; Sabellida; Oweniidae
Source: the annotation of a GenBank genome assembly
UAGGAUAUUGCUUGGUAAAUUUAAACAUCAAACAAAUCAUUACUUGAAAAUAUAUUAAUGUGAACAUAAGUGAUUAAAUUGAUCGAACUGCCAUUAUUAACUCCAGUUAUUACUUUACAAAUAGUAAUUUUUGGAAUAUAAAAAAAACAUUAACAGUUGAACUUGAGAGAGGAAUACCAGCUAGGAUGAGUCAAAUAACGAGCAUCAUCAUUGUCCUAGUUUUGAGCAUCAUUGUUGUCCUGAGUAUAGUUACUAUGGCGGUGUCAGGUGAUGUUGAAAAAUGUGCAGAUGGAACACAAAGGUAUCCUAACAAAACAUGCAAUUUAAAAGAUCAAAACUGUCCAAAUACAUACCGAUGCAGAAAGAAAAAGAAAAAUGCUCCAAAGGUUAAUGGAAAGAAGAUAGGCGAGUGCUGCAGAUAUAAGCAAUAUCGAGAUUGCGAUGCCUUGAUGUCAAAUGUGUAUACCCCAAAUAAAUGUCAGGGUGGGGGUUCUAUAAGGUGCCCAGGGACUCAUAAAUGUUUCAAAGGCCCAGCAAAUAUAUUCUCAAUGUGCUGCCCUAUGAAUCGUAGAUGUACAGAUGAAGCAGGAGUUGAACAUAAACCAGCAGACAAGCCAUGGAAAAGUCACUAUGAUAACUGCAAUAAGUGUGAAUGUGGGAAGGAUGGCAAAAUCACUUGUACAAAUAAACAAAAGUGCUCCAUGUGUCGAGUUGAUGGUAAAAAAUUAUCAAGAGGUGAUUUCUACUGGAAGGAUUGUAAGAGAUGCAAGUGUAUAUCAAACAAGCGCAGUGUAUGUGAAGGGCCUUGUGAGAGUGGCACAAUGGGAAUGCAAAGUACGUUUUCACCCAGAAGCACAAUCAAUGGAGGGUGCAAUCACCAAGUUAAAGUCAGUCAAUGUUACCAUGGUGAGAAAGGACAACAGUGUGCAGACACUAUUGAACAUAAGCUUGAAUUCAAAGAGAGCGAAGAGCACGACGAUGCUUGCCCAAAACCAGGAUUAAGUAUAACAGAAUCUGGAUCAAUUAUCACAAGUGGGAAAGAGGUGAAUCCACCAAAUAAAUACAGAUGGAUGGUGUAUUUGAAUAUAUCAAACAAACCGAUAUGUGGAGGAACUAUUUUAAGCCGAAGACACAUUUUAACAGCUGCUCAUUGUGUUGUUAAUGCGCGAGAAAUUAUGGCGCAAACUGGAAAGCAUAAUGUGACGGUUGAUGAGCCUCGCCAACAAAACAGAAAUGACUGUGCCGUGCAUAUACAUGAAGAUUACAAUGCAAGUACAUAUAACAAUGAUAUAGCAAUUUUAGUUGUAGACCCACCCCUGGAGUUUAACAAUGUUACACAACCUAUACAUCUUGCUGAAAGCCAUUUCAAGGACAACACCAUGAACAUUCUUUGCAGAGUUAUUGGAUGGGGAAAAUUCUCUGACGAACAUCUAACUGAAGUUGAAAUCAGAUUUUUUGCCAAAAAUUCGGAUGUAUUACGUGAAGCAGUGCUGACGAAUCUAACAUGUGACUUGCCUAGUUCCGACUUAAUACGCAUCACAAAGCAUAAUGAUACAAUGUUCUGUGCAAGCAACUUUAAGGGGAACAAGAAAAAAACACAGGACGCUUGCUUUGGCGAUUCUGGUGGGCCUUUAAUGUGUCGCCAAGGAGAUAAACGUUGGACACAAUAUGGCAUCGUGAGUUGGGGACCUGAUAUCUACGGGGAAACUCAAUGUGGGAGAAGUUCUGG